Quercus robur (English oak) is the source of this 2180-nucleotide messenger RNA. RefSeq names its product EH domain-containing protein 1. Gene Ontology annotation, biological process: endosomal transport; endocytosis. The transcript has 16 exons. Bases 188 to 1822 code for a protein of 544 amino acids. The record is from RefSeq and is a predicted model, not a curated record. Gene Ontology annotation, cellular component: cytoplasm; intracellular membrane-bounded organelle; plasma membrane. NCBI's taxonomy places the organism in Eukaryota, Viridiplantae, Streptophyta, Magnoliopsida, Fagales, Fagaceae. Gene Ontology annotation, molecular function: GTP binding; protein binding; calcium ion binding.
AAUUCUCUGUUCGGCUGUUCCCCACAAUAUCCCGAAACAAAAGCUAAGAAAUCAGAGAAAGUGUUUUUCUUAUUUUUUUAAUUUUUGAAAAAAAAAUUCAUGUUUAAAUUUCCAUAUAUAGUAGACGAAGUAUAUCUCCCAUUUUCGAAAUUUGGAAAAAUCCGGAAAGUAAAGAAUCUACUUUACCAUGGAGAUCGCUUCGAUUCCAAUCACUACGUGUUCCAAAGAGCAUCAGCAGAUCUAUCAGGAAUGGUUCAAUUACGCUGAUGCAGAUACCGAUGGCCGCAUUACUGGUAAUGAUGCUACCAAGUUCUUCGCCAUGUCGAAUCUAUCCAGGCAAGAUCUCAAGCAGGUGUGGGCAAUCGCAGAUUCGAAGCGACAGGGAUACCUUGGUUUCAAGGAGUUUAUCGCUGCUAUGCAGCUAGUGUCUCUGGCACAAGCUGGUCAUGCAGUAACACAUGAUCUCCUGAAUAGUGACGUUGACUUGAGCAGUUUGAAACCUCCUGUAAUGGAGGGUUUGGAUGCACUAAUAGCAAAGAAAAAGCGCAAGGAAAAGACUAGUGAACUCGAAUCAAAUGGUAGUUUGCAUGGGCCAUCACCUUCAGCUAAUUGGUUUUCAUCAAAAUCAGCAAAAAAUGUACCACUUUCCUCGGUUACAUCAAUUGUUGAUGGAUUGAAGAGACUGUACCUUCAGAAGCUGAAACCACUAGAAGUUACUUAUCGUUUUAAUGACUUUGUAUCCCCGUUGCUGGCUAAUAGUGAUUUUGAUGCAAAACCAAUGGUUAUGCUUUUGGGUCAAUAUUCCACUGGGAAAACAACAUUCAUUAAGCAUCUGCUCAAGAGUGGUUAUCCAGGAGCCCACAUUGGACCGGAGCCUACAACUGACAGAUUUGUUGUUGUCAUGUCUGGUCCUGAUGAAAGAAGUAUUCCUGGGAACACCAUAGCUGUUCAAGCUGACAUGCCGUUCAGUGGUCUGACAACAUUUGGAACUGCUUUUUUGUCAAAAUUUGAGUGUUCUCAAAUGCCACAUCCUCUGCUGGAGCACAUCACUUUUGUGGAUACUCCUGGUGUUCUGUCUGGAGAGAAGCAACGAACGCAAAGAGCGUAUGAUUUUACAGGCGUAACAUCAUGGUUUGCUGCAAAGUGUGACCUCAUUCUACUUUUGUUCGAUCCUCACAAGCUUGAUGUCAGCGAUGAAUUCAAGAGAGUGAUAUCAUCUUUACGUGGUCAUGAUGACAAGAUUAGAGUGGUUCUAAACAAGGCAGAUCAAAUUGAUACCCAACAACUGAUGCGUGUUUAUGGAGCAUUAAUGUGGUCUCUUGGGAAAGUUAUAAACACUCCUGAGGUUAUGCGUGUUUAUAUUGGAUCAUUCAAUGACAAACCUGUAAAUGAAUCUGCUACUGGUCCAAUUGGUAAAGAACUUUUUGAAAAAGAACAGGAGGACCUUCUUUCUGACCUAAAAGAUAUUCCAAAGAAAGCCUGUGAUCGUAGGAUUAAUGAAUUUGUGAAACGUGCCCGAGCUGCAAAGAUACACGCUUACAUUAUUAGUCAUCUUAAAAAGGAGAUGCCAGCUAUGAUUGGAAAAGCUAAAACUCAGCAGAGACUCAUUGAUAAUUUGUUAGAUGAAUUUGGAAAGGUUCAAAGGGAGUUCCAUUUACCUCCGGGAGAUUUCCCAAAUGUUGAGCACUUCAAGGAGAUCUUGAGUGGCUACAAUAUUGAUAAGUUUGAGAAGUUAAAGCCGAAAAUGAUACAAGCUGUGGAUGACAUGCUAGGUUAUGAUAUCCCAGACCUAUUGAAGAAUUUUAGAAAUCCGUACGAUUAAAGAAUGCCAGUAUUUUCCAAGAUAACUGGACAGGUUUAAUAUUGAGUGGAGUACAUGCCAUAAAUCAAUGGUGCGGGAGCCUUGUCAAGUAUGGGCACUUUAAUCUUCACUGUUUAGAUCAAAUUUUGAUUUUCCAGGUCCCAAACAAUGUCCAUUGUUAUAGAUAAAUUUAUCGGCUGCCCCUUCAAUAGCUCUGUUUUCGUAUGAAGACCAUGGAAGUUGGUAUAAUAAAUUUCUAUAGAGAUCAGCAUGUCUUAUAUAUAUUUGUUAUGUAUAUAAUUAAGAAUUUUAUAUAAAGUGUAUGGUAUUUUGGGCUAUCCAUGAAAUUUGGAUUGAACCUACAAGCAUUUGCACUUCA